AUGCGUGGUAAACGAGACACUAGCGCAUCUUACCCACGGAAUACCACCCGCUCGUUUUAUUCUCCGUCUCUAUUUUUCUCUCUUUCCUUCUCCUCUUUAUUGUUUUCCCUAACAAACUUUAUCUUACGACGGCCCUACCUUUCGCCUCCAUCUUUUCUUUCUGCAAAAUCCCACUGGCAAUGUAAACUUCUUUUCUCCCUGUUUCACUAUAUACUGGCCGCCAAUUACAUCUGGAUCUUUAUUGAGGGCCUCUACCUCCACAACCUCAUCACAGUUGCAUUGUUUUCAAAGAAAAGCGGAGUACGACCUUAUAUAAUCGGAGGAUGGGGAUUCCCUUUCACUUUUGUGCUUCCUUGGGUCAUUGUGAGACUGUUACUCGAAGACACCUUAUGCUGGAACACACAUUCCAAUAAAGCUUAUUUCUGGAUCAUGAGAGGACCAAUAAUGGCGACGGUUAUUGUUAAUUUUAUUUUCUUCGUCAACAUCAUUCGGAUUUUGUUCACCAAAUUGAGUAUGAACCGGCCUCAGAGAGCCAGAAACUUCCGCUACAGGCGUUUAGCCAAGUCAACACUUGUCCUCAUUCCUCUGUUUGGUGUUCACUAUAUGGUCUUCCUCGGCCUUCCAGAUGACAUUGGAGAAGUAGCAGAGUUGGUCAAACUAUAUUUUGAAAUGCUGCUUAAUUCUUUCCAGGGAUUUUUUGUUGCAAUUCUAUUUUGUUACAUGAACGCAGAGGUCCAAUCGGAAUUGCAAAAAGUAUGGUUGCGCAGAAAACGAGGUCGGAUGGAUUCAGCUACUCUACCCCGAACGCAUUGGCAGACGGUGAUGACGUCAUCGAUUAUGCGUCACUGCAGUUCCCUUCGAUUGAUGAAUUCAACGUCGAUAAACGAGAAACGCGCACAGCAGGCAUUCUGCUUACAGAACAAACCACAGUCGCUGUCUUCGACCAACAGAGACCCCAAACAAACUCCUUCCAUACCCAACAAUCUGCUCAACACAAAUGGUAAAGUGACCGUCACGAAACUAACUCCGACUGCAUCAGUGUCGAAAUUAACAACGUUUCCCAUCGUUACAACAACAACUGUCCAUGCAAAGACUGCUGGGAAAAAACACAAUCGCGAAAGUCCGGUUUGA
Messenger RNA from Acanthosepion pharaonis, 1131 nucleotides. The record is from the annotation of a GenBank genome assembly. NCBI's taxonomy places the organism in Eukaryota, Metazoa, Mollusca, Cephalopoda, Sepiida, Sepiidae.